AGACAUCACACUGCAAGCACUACUAGAGAAUCUACUCCUUCUUUUGCUUUUUUCCUUUUUCUCAACAAGAUGACUUCUUCUUCCAUGUUGGUGGUAUUGUUUUUCUCCUUUCAAUUGGUAGUACCAUACGUUGCUGCUCAGUCAGUGGGAGUGUGUUAUGGGAUGCUCGGCGACAACUUGCCGUCACGGCCGGAAGCAGUGCAGCUCAUUCAGUCCGUGGGCUUCAACAAGGUCCGGCUGUACGGCCCAGACGGGGACGCACUGAAUGCCUUAAGGAACACGGGCAUCGAAGUCAAUGUGGAUGUGGCCAACGAUGAUCUGCAGAGGAUGGCCAACGACGCCUCCUUCGCCAGCUCCUGGAUCUCCAGCAACAUCCAGCCAUACUUGCCGGACGUCAGCUUCAAGUAUAUCACCGUCGGCAACGAAGUCAUCCCAGGCGACGCGGCCCAGUACGUGCUACCCGCUAUGAAGAACAUGGUCAACGCCCUGGGCUCGGUCGGUCUCCGAGACCAGAUCAAGGUGUCCACGUCCGUUUCCAUGGGGGUCAUCGGCGUCUCGUAUCCUCCCUCUCAAGGUUCAUUUUCCGAUCAAGCCGCUCCCAUCAUGGGUCCUAUCGUCCAAUUCCUCGCUGGCACCGGCGCCCCUCUCAUGGUCAAUGUGUACCCAUACUUCAGCUAUGUGGGCAACCGCCAGGCCAUACAACUUGACUAUGGACUCUUCACCGCUAACCGAGUUGUGGUCACAGACCCUAACAACGGGCUGGCAUAUACAAAUCUGUUUGAUGCCAUGGUAGAUUCUGUCUAUUCAGCAAUGGAGAGAGCUGGUGCCGCCGGUGUUCCCAUCCAGGUGUCCGAGAGUGGGUGGCCAUCGGCUGGAGGCGACCCGACUGUCACUACCAUAGGGAAUGCUCAGACCUAUAACCAAAACCUGGUGAGGCAUGCUGCACAGGGCACGCCAAAGAGGCCGGGGCCCAUGGAGAUUUUUGUGUUUGCUCUAUUCAAUGAGGACCAGAAGUCCGCUGGCAUCGAGCAAAACUGGGGCCUCUUCUACCCUAACAAGCAGCCCGUCUAUCCCAUCGGCGUAAACUAGGAGCUCAAAGGUCCAAAAGCUAUCUAGCUUAGUUAUGGACAAUAGUUGCACUCUUUUACUGUGUUCUUUUUUUGGUGAAGAGGAGUUCAGUCAAAAUUCAAGCUUAUAUGACCACUAAAUAGUUCCAUAAGUUACGGGUUUUCAUAAGACCUCCGCAAUGUGCUCAACUAGAAUUGCUUUAUUUACUAGAAUAAAGCAACUGGCUGGAAAAUAAUAAGUUCUUGAAUAAUGGAAAUAGAGACAAUUGCUACUACUUUACUAGCAGCCACAACCAUAAUAAAAUCUUUUUUUGAGCAGUACUGCUAA
Molecule: messenger RNA, 1395 nt
Organism: Nymphaea colorata (pocket water lily)
Lineage: Eukaryota; Viridiplantae; Streptophyta; Magnoliopsida; Nymphaeales; Nymphaeaceae
Product: glucan endo-1,3-beta-glucosidase-like
Exons: 2
Coding region: 70-1089 (339 amino acids)
Biological process (GO): carbohydrate metabolic process
Cellular component (GO): plasma membrane
Molecular function (GO): hydrolase activity, hydrolyzing O-glycosyl compounds
Source: RefSeq, a predicted model, not a curated record